AUGUCCACGAAUAAUAAUAAUGUUCCGCAGUAUCCGUCCCAGAAUUCUACUACACAGGCACAACCAUUUCAGCAAUUGACCCCCGCAUCAGUAAAACAAUUGGCGUAUAAAUUUACCCAAUGCUAUAACGAGGCCAGAAGAGUUGGUGUGUCAACUCCUCAAGGACGUGAGCUCUUAAAAAAAGCAUCAAAAAUAAAGGCAAUUUACGAGGCGUAUAACAAUCAAAGGCAGCAAGCUGCCCAAGCAUUUGGACAAGGAAAGUCACCUGCACCUAGUCAAGGCGUCGCCUCCCCAGCUGCCAGCACCCCGGGCCAAAAUGGGGCGGCAAACAAUAAUAGUCCCAGCAAUAUAAGAAUGCUGCUGACCCCCCAACAAAGCGAAGCUUAUAACAAAUUGACGCAGACAUAUGAGGAAAAUGUCAAGAAAAUUAAUGGUGAACAUGAAUAUCUAAAGAGGAAUAUCGAUAUUCUUGACGCUGAAAUCAAAAAAAGAGAGUCGGACCCAGCUUCUGUCAAGCAAAUCGAAGCGAAUAAGGCUGAACUGCUCAAUAGACUGAGGGGAUUCAGAGCAUCGUAUCAAGCUCUUACGCAGAAACUUCAUGAAGAUAAAAAGAGAUUCUAUAUCGACUGCGCAGCUACAAAUCCAAAUCUUAAAAGAUUUCUUCAAGCAACUACACAACAACAAAGAGCAAAUUCUGCUAUGAAUGCACUGAACUCUUCAUCGCCAGCACCUCAGACGGUCACGCAAACCAAUGCCCAAGCGCCUAGCUAUCAAAGGCCUCCGACGCAACAGACUCCACAGCAGAAUGGUUCGCCUUCCCAAAGCACACCAGCAGCCAAUAGCCGGUCUCCUACGCAGGUUACUUCUGUCAAUGCUGCUGCUCAUUUAGCUAAUAAUUCUGGAUCUGCUACUCGACAAGCAAUAUUUAAGCAACCGAACCCCUCGGUUCCGAUUUCAGAGACUAUUACACAAAAAAUGCCCACUCCCGUGGUUUACAGAUCUAAUAGGCCCACAAUAACCGGUGGAAGUGCUAUGAAUGCAGCAGCGCUCAACACGCCUGUGAUGACAAAAUUACCACCAUACGAAGUUGACAGUGAGAGAGUUAUGUCCAAAAGGAAGCUGAGAGAACUCGUCAAAUCCGUCGGCGUGGACGAAGGUGAUGGUGAAACUACAAUAGAUGGUGAUGUUGAAGAACUUCUUUUGGAUUUGGCGGACGACUUCAUAACGAAUGUAACAAGCUUUGCUUGCAGGUUGGCGAAGCAUAGAAAGUCCGAUAAUCUUGAUGUGAGAGACAUUCAACUACACCUAGAAAGAAACUGGAACAUCAGAGUCCCAGGGUAUGCCGCAGAUGAAGUAAGAAGUACGAGGAAGUGGAAUCCUAGUUCAUCUUACAAUCAAAAGCUACAGGGCAUAAAUGCAGCAAAAGUGGUGAAGUCUGCAAAUGCUGCACAGGCUGCCGCAGCCUCAGCGGUUGCGGGUAACUCCGAGACGAAAAGCCAGUCUUUAACAUCUUCUAAGUAG
This is a messenger RNA of Lachancea fermentati, 1521 nucleotides long. NCBI's taxonomy places the organism in Eukaryota, Fungi, Ascomycota, Saccharomycetes, Saccharomycetales, Saccharomycetaceae. The record is from the annotation of a GenBank genome assembly.